Messenger RNA from Austrofundulus limnaeus, 1436 nucleotides. It is a transcript of the gene syf2, whose product is annotated as SYF2 pre-mRNA-splicing factor. The transcript is spliced from 8 exons. NCBI's taxonomy places the organism in Eukaryota, Metazoa, Chordata, Actinopteri, Cyprinodontiformes, Rivulidae. The record is from RefSeq and is a predicted model, not a curated record. The coding region runs from base 16 to 831 and encodes 271 amino acids. Gene Ontology annotation, cellular component: post-mRNA release spliceosomal complex; Prp19 complex; catalytic step 2 spliceosome.
CACUGGGGGAAGAGGAUGGGAACUCAGGAGCGGAAACCCAUGACACUUUCAGACCCCGCUCAAGGGAAAACACUUGUGUUGAACUCUUCUGCGGUUAAGAAAACAACAACUACAAUGGCGUCGUGUUCCGAGGAAACUGCCACGAAUACUGAGGAAGAACCGACAGAAACCCUAGCUUCCGAGAAGAGAGAAGCGAGGCUUCGUAAAUUCAGAGAGCUUCAUUUUAAACGGAACGAAGCUCGAAAACUGAACCACCAGGAGGUUGUGGAGGAGGAUAAGAGAUUGAAGCUUCCCACAAAUUGGGAAGCUAAAAAAGCCCGUCUAGAGUGGGAGCUUGCUGAGGAUGAGAAGAAGAAGGAAUGUGCUGCUCGUGGGGAGGAUUAUAACAGAGUGAAGCUGCUGGAAGUCACUGCUGAUGAAGCAGAGCGAUGGGAGAGGAAGAAAAAGAAGAAGAAUCCAGACACAGGAUUUGCAGGUUAUGCAGAAGCCCAGUUCCGACAGUACCAGAGACUCACCAGGCAAAUCAGACCUGACCUGGAAAACUACGAGAAGCAAAGGGAAGAAAGUGGUGAGGACUUCUACCCCACGUCGAAUAGUCUGAUUUACGGAACCCAUACUCCCUCAAAGGAGGGCAUUGACCGCAUGGUGGAGGAUGUUGAGAAACAGAUCGAGAAGCGUGCCAAGUACAGCCGGCGCAGAGCCUACAACGACGACGCAGACAUCGACUACAUUAACGAGAGGAACGCCAAGUUCAACAAGAAGGCGGAGCGUUUCUACGGCAAAUACACAGCAGAGAUCAAACAGAACUUGGAGAGAGGAACGGCUGUGUAACACACACAGCCAACCUGGUGAUYCACUGCUUUGUGGAUCUAUUUUUUUGUUGUUGCAUAUGGAGUACAUGUAUUUACAAACCAACAUAGUGUGCAGAAUGUUUUAUUAUUUCAUUAUUUAGACCUGGCAAAUGUCUCUUAAGGUAUGUCACAGUUUGAUUUCUUUUGUACAGUAUAAUUAUUCUGACAUUGAUUUUUAAGUAAACCACUUCUAAUUAUCUGCUUAUCUUGCUUAAUUCUUGGUUUUUCUGAGGGUUUAUGGUGUGUGGUCUUGUGAUGGAGACACUUUAAGCCUGAGAAGAAACCACCAUCAAACCUCUGGGCAUGUUCAGCAGAGUGUCUUUUUUUUUGUUUUGUUUUGUUUUAGUGGAGGUGCAGAAAGAGAUAAGGACCAUGAACAGAGUAAUUUAAUUUAUCRUCUUCAUCGCAGCACUAAUUUGCCUAAAGGCUGCGACAUGACCAGGAAAAACCUUGUGACUUGAACUGGGUGAAAAAAAAAAAAAAGGCAAACAGGUUCCCAUGAAGUCUGCACUCUGUGAUCACUGAAUGUGGUGGCAUUGCACCCUCUGCAGGAAAGCUGAAUAAAACAUUUGCAAUUCAUMUUAA